UAUGUACCUAGUCUGUGUAAUACAUAUAUACCUAAUUGUACCUGAGCUAAAAAACUAGUAAUCAAUCCAAUUUCCUAAUAUUUAUCUAAUACAUUAUAAUUCACGAUUUGUUGCUUACUGCUUGUUCAACUAUUUCAUUUAACUGACAUAGUUGCAACGUUUCGAGCAGCAUGACUGCAUAAAGCUUGGCCCAGCAUUCAUUCGAGGUCCCGUGCUUCGCCGAUACGUUGGUUGUGAAUUCCGAGGAAGAGCAUCUUUGUACAAGAUGGCGUCUUUUGCGAGGGCUAUACCUCGUUUAGGCCGAUCAGCAGUUCAAUUAAGAGCUUUGACUUCGUCAAGUUCUCGCUUGCAGCGUACAGCUCCAUGGAUAUGUCAUGGCUGUACUUAUAAGGCCGUAGCGACGGCUACCCAGAGAAGGUCUUUCACUACCAUUGACCGGACACAGGUUGCGAGUUAUGCUGACCUGGAUACAUUUCCUCGUCGCCACAUUGGUCCUGAUGAGGCCGAUACAGCUGAGAUGCUAAAGGCCCUAUCACCGCCUGUCGACAAUCUGGAUAAAUUCGUUCAGCAAGUCAUUCCACCUAACAUUUUAUCUAAGAAGACGCUCGACAUUCCCCCUCACGAGGGGCCACAGAGCGAAUCAAGUCUAAAGGCAAUGGUGAAAAAGUAUCAGUCCAAUAUCACAGUAAAAAAGAGUUUCCUUGGUCAAGGAUACUAUGGAACACACACACCAGCCGUUAUUCAACGGAACAUCCUGGAAAAUCCCGCCUGGUAUACGAGUUAUACCCCUUACCAGCCAGAAAUCAGCCAAGGCCGCUUAGAGUCACUCGUUAACUUUCAAACCGUGGUUACUGACCUAACGGGACUUCCUAUAGCUAAUGCUAGUCUCCUGGACGAAGGCACUGCCGCCGCCGAGGCAAUGACCCUCUCUAUGAACACGCUAUCGACCUCGAGGGCUAAACGGGAAGGAAAGACUUUCGUCGUAUCUAAGUCCCUCCACCCGCAGACGAUAUCAGUCUUACGUGGGCGUGCGGAUGGCUUUGGUAUCAAGAUAUUGGAACUGGACCUUACGAAGGUUGAAGCACGUACUGAGGUUGAGAACCUUGGCGAGGAUCUAGUCGGUGUCAUGGUCCAGUAUCCCGACACAUACGGCCAUGUAGAAAAUUUCCAGCCUCUGGCCGACUCGGUACAUAAGCAAGGCGCCCUGCUUAGUGUUGCCACGGAUCUACUGGCUUUGACCAUGCUCAAACCCCCAGGAGAAUGGGGGGCUGACAUUGCCUUCGGAAGUGCGCAAAGAUUCGGUGUGCCGAUGGGAUUCGGAGGUCCACAUGCUGCGUUCUUCGCCGUUCAGGAGAAGCACAAGAGGAAGAUGCCUGGCCGAUUAAUUGGGCUGUCUAAAGACCGAUUGGGUGGGAAGGCCUACCGAUUAGCCCUACAGACACGAGAACAGCAUAUCCGAAGAGAGAAGGCGACCAGUAACGUGUGCACAUCGCAGGCGCUAUUAGCUAAUAUGAAUGCUCUCUACGCGAUCUAUCAUGGACCCGAAGGCCUCAAAGCGAUUGCCGAACGAGUUGUCCGAGGAGCACGAGUCAUUCAAGCCAUCGCUGAAGAGAAUGGGUUUGCCACGGAGAAAAGCAAGUGGAAUGAUAGCGGCAGCGUACUCUUUGAUACGGUUAUCAUUGAUGUUGGGUCCAAAGAGAGCCAGGCCCAAUCUGUGAGCACAGCACACGAACACGGGAUGUAUGUUCGCCAAAUUGGCGAGCAACAAAUUGGUAUCUCGGUUGAUGAAACAACAUCACUAGACGACUUGGUCAAAGUCUUCCAAGUAUUUGCAACUGUGGCUGGCAACAUCAAGGUGUACCCGUACGAGGCGGUGGAGGCACACGUUCGCCAGAUACUCGAAAAGAACGCCGAUUCGGUAGAUAUCCCGGACGCUUUCAAACGAACCUCAAGCUUUUUGACGCAUCCUGUCUUUAACACGCACCACUCUGAAACGGAGUUGCUACGGUAUAUCUACCAUCUGCAGUCUAAGGAUCUAUCGCUUGUCCACUCCAUGAUUCCUCUCGGCUCAUGCACCAUGAAGCUCAAUGGAACCACGGAAAUGUCACUCAUCACGCUACCCGAGUUCUCCCAGAUACACCCGUAUACCCCAGAGGAGACGGUCCCGGGCUACAAUAGCUUGCUAGACAUGUUCAGGGAACAAUUGCGUGAUAUAACAGGCAUGGAUGCUGUCUCUCUUCAACCUAACUCGGGGGCACAGGGUGAAUUCGCCGGUCUGCGAGCAAUUAGAGAGUACCACAAGGCGCAAGGAAAUGGUGGAAAGAAACGCGAUAUCUGCCUUAUUCCCGUAUCUGCUCACGGUACAAAUCCUGCCUCCGCUGCUAUGGCUGGCAUGCGAGUAGUACCAAUCAAGUGCAAUACGACUACCGGCAAUCUCGACGUAGCAGACCUCGAAGCAAAGUGCAAAAAGCACCAAGAAGAGCUCGGCGCUAUCAUGGUUACUUAUCCCAGCACGUUUGGUGUGUUCGAGCCUGAGAUAAAGAAGGUGUGCGAGCUGGUCCACGAACACGGCGGUCUAGUCUACAUGGACGGUGCAAACAUGAAUGCGCAAAUAGGGUUAUGCUCCCCGGGAGAGAUUGGUGCUGACGUGUGCCAUCUGAAUCUUCACAAGACUUUCUGCAUCCCACACGGUGGAGGCGGUCCGGGUGUAGGUCCCAUUUGUGUAAAGCAGCGUCUUCAACCCUUCCUUCCUCGUGAUCCCAACGCCGAGGGCAAGGCGACAAGCGGUGGCUAUGCAGUCAGCAGUGCCAACAAUGGUAGCGCCAGCAUCAACCUCAUCAGCUGGGCGUAUAACACCUUGAUGGGGGCGGAGGGUCUCACCCAAGCUACCAAAAUCACUUUGCUCAACGCUAACUACAUCCUCUCACGUCUCAAGCCUCACUACCAGAUCUUAUACGUGAAUGAGCACGGGCGCUGCGCUCACGAGUUCAUCCUUGACGCCCGGCCCUUCAGUAAAUCCGCCGGCGUCGAGGCCAUCGAUAUUGCCAAGCGCCUGCAGGAUUACGGCUUCCAUGCCCCGACGAUGAGUUGGCCCGUCGCUAACACCCUAAUGAUUGAGCCGACUGAGAGCGAGAGUAAGGAAGAGCUCGACCGCUUCAUUGAUGCUCUGAUCAGUAUCCGCGGAGAGAUCCGGGAGAUUGAAGAGGGCAAGGCCCCACGUGAAGGCAAUGUUUUGAAGAUGUCGCCACACACCAUGCAGGACCUAAUUGCGGGCGACGGCGGUGAAGGUAGCAAAUGGGAGAGAUCCUACUCACGAGAGAAGGCGGCGUACCCUCUGCCGUGGCUUAAGGAGAAGAAGUUCUGGCCGAGUGUCACGAGGGUAGACGACACAUACGGCGACUUAAACCUCUUCUGCACCUGUCCGCCAGUCGAGGACACUACGUAAAUGAUUUUCCUAGCAGCAUCUUUCCGGCACAACGCAUAGAUGAUAUCCAGUUUUCAACAUCAUGGAGAGGAAAAAGGCGCACGGCGGAUACACGGGUCUUCAACACAUGGUAGAGUCGGGGUCAGAGCGACACGGAGUUUCACCAACUCUUCUAGGCACAAGGCGUUUUCGGGAGAGAACCAUUCAACAGCGAUAAGGUCUUUUGCAUGCAAAUAGUUGGUUGGUUAUACCAACAUCAUCAUCAUCAUUGGGACGGCAGACACUGGUGGGUGUGAAUUAUUCAACUACACGAGCGCGAUACGCCUGGCUCCAUUUAACUGGGCUAGAUUUAACGGGUGGGAGGAGUAUAGGGGGACUGGGAAUAUAGCGUUGGAUUUUGGGGGGAUUAGUCUAGACGACUAGAUGCUAGAUCAGAUAUACGCGUACAUAGAUUUGACUCUAUACUAGCAAUAGAGCUGUUUCGCUAUUUCCCCCCUUAAGAUGGGGUUUUGUGGACAUAUGUUUGUUUGUUAACGCCAUUCGUGGUAGCUAAGUCGGCACCGAAGAAUUUUCCUCGGUAAGCCGAAUAUUCCAUAUGUCCAUCUGCC
Molecule: messenger RNA, 4032 nt
Organism: Daldinia loculata
Lineage: Eukaryota; Fungi; Ascomycota; Sordariomycetes; Xylariales; Hypoxylaceae
Product: glycine dehydrogenase mitochondrial precursor
Exons: 3
Coding region: 266-3445 (1059 amino acids)
Biological process (GO): glycine decarboxylation via glycine cleavage system
Cellular component (GO): glycine cleavage complex; mitochondrion
Molecular function (GO): glycine binding; glycine dehydrogenase (decarboxylating) activity; pyridoxal phosphate binding
Source: RefSeq, a predicted model, not a curated record